CCGACAUACACGUGUGGGUAUAUAUACUCUCUCGUAUUAUAUACGUCGGUCCUGGUUAACGAUAAACAUGAUCAGCUUUGGUGUGUACUUUUUUCCGUGAUUUUUACUGCAUUAAAUAUUAUUUUUAUAUUCAUGCGAAUAACGUUUUAUUUGACAACAACAAUCGUUAUUUUACGUUGUUUCGGGUGCACCAGCACCGAUGGACCUGCACACGGCGUGUACACUGAAUCACCCAAAGGUGAUUGACAUGCUGACGCUAAGCAACAAUUUAAAUAUUUCCAAUAAAAAAGGAUGGACUUGCCUGAUGUAUGCCUGCUAUUAUGGAAACGAAAACCUUGUUGAUCGCAUAGUAGAUCUAGAUCCAAAAACAUUAUUCGCGACCAACAAUGAUAGACAAACACCUUUAAUGAUUGCCACGAUGUCCGGUAACGUGUCAAUAGUGAAGAAAACAUUUCAUGUUGACAUUUUGGAGAUGCCUGAUAAACUAGGCAGAUCAGCAAUGUUUUAUGCGGUAUUAUACAAUCAAGAAGAAAUAUUGGAGUAUUUUAUUGAAAAACAAGCCAAUUGUAAUGUAAUAGAUAACUUCGGUAAGACUAUGACUAUGACAGCUAUCUCUAAAGGAUUUCAGAGAGUAAUGAAAUUGUUGUACAAAUAUGAAAAUAGACACGAAAAAAACGUGUUGAAUACUACGUGGUCAGAAAAAUUAGAAAUGACCAGAAACAAUCAUCAAAACGACGAGCAUUUAGAUUAUCACGUGGAAAAACUACUAAGACAAUUGUCGUUAGAAAAAUAUUGGCCGGUGUUCGACCAAAGAAACAUCCGGUAUAAUGAUUUCUUGAAGUUAUCUGAGCAAGACUUAAAAGAUAUCGGUAUAAAUUUAUUUGGUCCAAGGAGAAAAUUAAUAAUGACUAUUGACAAAUUAAAUGAAUUAAGGACAUCACAAGAACACUCGAGGAGUUGAAAAUUAUACAUUAUUAUACUUUUUUUUUUAUUUCUUUUUAACUUUUAUUGAAUUGA
Rhopalosiphum maidis (corn leaf aphid) is the source of this 1017-nucleotide messenger RNA. Its product is annotated as ankyrin repeat and SAM domain-containing protein 3-like. The coding region runs from base 200 to 961 and encodes 253 amino acids. The record is from RefSeq and is a predicted model, not a curated record. Gene Ontology annotation, cellular component: cytoplasm. Lineage: Eukaryota; Metazoa; Arthropoda; Insecta; Hemiptera; Aphididae. Gene Ontology annotation, molecular function: protein binding. The transcript is spliced from 6 exons.